Arvicola amphibius (Eurasian water vole) is the source of this 630-nucleotide messenger RNA. RefSeq lists its product as uncharacterized. The record is from RefSeq and is a predicted model, not a curated record. The transcript is spliced from 3 exons. NCBI's taxonomy places the organism in Eukaryota, Metazoa, Chordata, Mammalia, Rodentia, Cricetidae. The coding region runs from base 1 to 630 and encodes 209 amino acids.
AUGCCGGCAGCUAACAUGAUGGAGAACCUGCAGCUGCCCGCUCUGCAGGUGCCCGAGCCGCAGGGCGCGCCCGAGGGCAGCGCGGUGUGGUCCAGUUCGUCAACCCCCACGCUCCGCCGCCGGCGCUUUAAGAUGCGCCGAAUGAAGAACGUGCAAGAGCAGAGCCUGGAAGGUGGACUGGUAGCCCCAGAUCUACCCGGCGUCCUGGCCCCGGGCAAGGAGUUCCUGCAGCUGCCGUCCAUUGAGAUUACGCCCUCAAGCGACGAGGACACCCCGUGGUCCAACUGCUCCACACCCAGCGCGUCCCCGCGCCGAAAGCGCUUCCUGCUCCGCAAGUGGCUGCGGGUGAGGGAGCGGAAGGAGUGCAGUGAGAGCAGCAUUAGAGAUGGAGGGGAGUACCUUCUCUCAGGGGAGAGGGUUAAAACCUCUCUCAGGCAGGUGACCCACGCCUUUAAUUCUAGCAUCCAGGAGACAGUGACAGGAGGAUCUGACUUGGAGGCCAGCUGUGUCUACACACUCCAGAGUGCUAAGAUUCUGAAAACUGUGUCCAGUUUUUGUGGUACUGGAGCUCAAACCCAGGGCUGCUUCCUGCUAAACCACCAACCACUCUGCCAGUCCACAUAUCUGUGA